This is a messenger RNA of Zea mays, 1485 nucleotides long. RefSeq names its product DNA-binding protein RAV1. The record is from RefSeq and is marked validated. The transcript has a single exon. Gene Ontology annotation, biological process: regulation of DNA-templated transcription. Gene Ontology annotation, molecular function: DNA-binding transcription factor activity; DNA binding. Lineage: Eukaryota; Viridiplantae; Streptophyta; Magnoliopsida; Poales; Poaceae. The coding region runs from base 70 to 1239 and encodes 389 amino acids.
CCUCCCGCAACAGAAGCAUACGCCGUGCCCAGCUAUCUAUAGCUAGCACUAGCAGUGGUGCACACUGAAAUGGACAGCGCCAGCAGCCUCGUGGACGACACCAGUAGCGGUGGCGGCGGCGGCGCGUCCACGGACAAGCUAAGGGCUCUGGCCGUCUUCGCCGCCGCCUCGGGGACGCCGCUGGAGCGCAUGGGCAGCGGCGCCAGCGCGGUCGUGGACGCGGCCGAGCCGGGCGCCGAGGCGGACUCCGGUUCCGGUGCCGCCGCGGUGAGCGUCGGCGGGAAGCUGCCGUCGUCAAGGUACAAGGGCGUGGUGCCGCAGCCCAACGGGCGGUGGGGCGCGCAGAUCUACGAGCGCCACCAGCGCGUGUGGCUCGGCACCUUCGCGGGCGAGGCCGACGCGGCGCGCGCCUACGACGUCGCGGCGCAGCGGUUCCGCGGCCGCGACGCGGUCACCAACUUCCGCCCGCUCGCGGACGCCGACCCGGACGCCGCCGCCGAGCUCCGGUUCCUGGCGUCCCGCUCCAAGGCCGAGGUCGUCGACAUGCUCCGCAAGCACACCUACUUCGACGAGCUCGCGCAGAACAAGCGCGCCUUCGCCGCCGCGUCCGCGUCCGCGGCCACCGCCUCGUCGCUGGCCAACAACCCUUCUUCCUACGCGUCGCUCUCCCCCGCGACCGCGACGGCCGCCGCGCGGGAGCACCUCUUCGACAAGACGGUCACCCCCAGCGACGUGGGCAAGCUGAACCGGCUGGUGAUCCCGAAGCAGCACGCCGAGAAGCACUUCCCGCUGCAGCUCCCAUCCGCCGGCGGCGAGAGCAAGGGCGUGCUCCUCAACCUGGAGGACGCCGCGGGCAAGGUGUGGCGGUUCCGCUACUCGUACUGGAACAGCAGCCAGAGCUACGUGCUCACCAAGGGCUGGAGCCGCUUCGUCAAGGAGAAGGGCCUCCAAGCCGGCGACGUCGUCGGCUUCUACCGCUCCGCUGCCGGCGCCGACACCAAGCUCUUCAUCGACUGCAAGCUGCGGCCCAACAGCGUCGUCGUCGCCUCGACGGCAGGCCCGUCGCCUCCGGCGCCGGUGGCGAAGGCCGUGCGUCUCUUCGGCGUCGACCUGCUGACGGCACCGGCCACCGCCGCGGCGCCGGCGGAGGCCGUGGCCGGGUGCAAGAGAGCCAGGGACUUGGGUUCGCCCCCGCAGGCGGCGUUCAAGAAGCAGCUCGUGGAGCUGGCACUAGUGUAGAUUAAUGCUACGGAGCGAUCGAUCUUUCCCUGGCUAGCUAGUCUUUUUUUUUUUUGCUCGAUCGCUCAACUCAGAUGGUAGCAUCACCGAGCUGAAUUUAGUUCCCUCUCGGCAUCUCACUUAGUUGGUUCGUUUGUUAAUUUCCAGUUUCACCAUCCUUUUUGCUUUGCUUUGAUGUAAAUCUUCUCAUCAACUGUAUACUGCUAAUGAAAAAAAAACAGUCCAAGAAGGCUAGAUGAUGGUCAA